CAGCUGAUGAUGGACAACCUUUUAGCUGCUACGGAACUAAACCGCUAGCGGUGCACCCUCGUUAAGAUGUGUGAGCGGUGUUAGCUGACCGUCAUAUGAAUGUGCUGUUUUAGAGUUCAGUAAAGGUGUGCUAAAGAACAUAGACGGGUCAUAUAAACGUGCCCAUAUACCAAACCGGCGUUUAAGUACCACGCGUAGAUCAAUGCUACUCGCGUUAGCUCACUGGUGUAGUUUGACAGUAGCAUCAGAGGAGUGAAACCGGCUAACCGGCUAACCGCUAGCUGUUAGCUGCUACACUUAGCCUGGCAGGCUAGUUAGCUCUGUUCUGUUCACUACUUCGGUCUGGACCGACCGAGUUUCAAUGCUGCUGUUUGUCAAGUGGUAGCAACCCACGCGAGCCCUGGAUGAGAACUGGACCCGAGCCUCGGGCUGUCUAUGAUGUUCAAAGCUUUUUUUUGUUGCAUCACCUGACCCCUCCUGGUCUGUUUGACUAGCCAUUAUUACUCCCAAACCAAUCCCACAUUUCUGCUUGGCAACAGUAUGAUCAUUCACGUUGACCCCACCCAGCCCACUGGGACAAGAAUACCCCCAAACCAAGCUCGCAAAAUGAUAUGAUAGUAGCCACCUGGAUCACUUUUUGUGCUUGCAGGAGCCUUGCAAGGGUUCUGCUCUUCCUUUCCUCCUCAAACUCCCUCUGUCCAGUCUGGGAGACCCUUGCCAGUGUGGUCUCCGGCACUGGAACCAUGGGUAACAGCUGUGUGUGCCGGGAGGAUAGCGACUUGGAAGAUCAUCACCAUGGGUCGUCGAGGGCUACCAGAGGACAAGCCAGGCGGGUGGAUCACGGUACGGGCGUAGGUGUUGAUGCCGGAGAGGCGCGGAGCAGUAGACCCAGGGACCCAGUCAGGCCGCCACGGCGAGGGCGAGGGCCCCAUGAGCCGAGGCGGAAGAAGCAGAAUGUGGAUGGCCUGGUGCUGGACACGUUGGCUGUCAUCAGGACACUAGUGGACAAUGACCAAGAACCCCCUUACUCCAUGAUCACUUUGCACGAGAUGGCAGAGACAGAUGAUGGUUGGCUGGAGGUUGUCCAGUCUCUGAUUCGAGUGAUCCCAUUGGACGAUCCGCUUGGCCCUGCAGUCAUAACCCUUCUGUUGGAUGAGUGUCCCCUGCCCACCAAGGAUGCUCUCCAGAAGCUGUCGGACAUGUUGAGUCUGAGUUCGGCGGUAGCGCGUCAGGACGCUCUAAACCCAGCUAAACACCGAAACACCACAGCUGUCCUGGGCUGCCUCGCAGAGAAACUGGCUGGUCCGGCUAGUAUUGGAUUGUUGAGCCCUGGAACCCUUGAGUACCUUCUAGAGAGCCUGAGCUCUGAAGCCCACCCUACGGUCAUGCUGUUUGCUCUCAUCGCUUUGGAGAAGUUCUCCCAGACCAGUGAGAACAAACUGACGGUGUCCAAGUCGUGCAUCAGCAAUCGACUGGCUGUCCUGGAGUCGUGGGCGGAGCAUCCUGACUACCUGAAGAGGCAGGUCGGCUUCUGCUCGCAAUGGAGCCUCGACAACCUGUUCCUAAAGGAGGGUCGUCAGUUCACCUACGAGAAGGUCAACCUCACCAACAUCAACGCCAUGCUCAACAGCAAUGAUGUCAGCGAGUACCUCAAGAUCUCCCCGACUGGACUAGAGGCGCGAUGCGAUGCCUCGUCCUUUGAGAGCGUGCGCUGCACCUUCUGCGUGGAUUCAGGCGUUUGGUACUACGAGGUGACGGUCGUCACAUCGGGCGUGAUGCAAAUCGGAUGGGCCACCAAGGACAGCAAGUUCCUCAACCAUGAGGGCUAUGGGAUAGGUGACGAUGAAUACUCGUGUGCGUAUGAUGGCUGCAGGCAGCUCAUCUGGUACAACGCUCGCAGUAAACCUCACUCUCACCCCUGCUGGAAGGAGGGAGACGCCAUCGGUUUCCUGUUGGACCUCAGCAAGAAGCAGAUGAUUUUCUAUCUGAACGGACAUCAGCUGCCGCCAGAGAAACAGGUCUUCUCCUCAGCCACGUCCGGUUUCUUUGCAGCAGCCAGCUUCAUGUCUUACCAGCAGUGCGAGUUUAACUUUGGGGCCAAGCCUUUCCGUCACCCACCUUCUGUGAAGUUCAGCACCUUCAACGACUUUGCGUCACUGCUGCCUGGUGAAAAGAUCAUCCUACCCAGACACCGGCGUCUGGCCUUACUAAAGCAGGUUAGCAUCCGAGACAACUGCUGCACGCUGUGUUGUGAUGUCAUGGCGGACACGGAGCUGCGGCCCUGUGGACACGGUGGUAUGUGUAUGGAGUGUGCCUUACAGUUAGAGACGUGCCCCCUGUGCCGCCAGGACAUCCAGACCCGCGUCAGACUCAUUGCACAUGUCUCCUGACGAACCUCCUGCCCCUUCUCCAUCAAGGAGAGACACACAAGCCCCACAGCAUCGCCCUCCUCCUCCUCUAAUCCCCUCUCACCCGGCAGGGCUACGAGCGCUGUGCCACGGCGUUGUGACGAUACCAGAGCUAGGACUUCUGGUACGAGGAAGCGGCGAUGGAGGGGGGGAGUGAAGAAAAAGAGGAGAUGAGAGGAGGGGGAUUCAAACCACAGCUGGAUCCCUGGGAGCUUUCCCCCAUUGGCCUACAUCUCCUCUUUUGUAUCCUUCUGACAGCUCGCUGCAGAAGCCGGGCCAAGAAUUGUCAACUUUCUAUAUAAACAGCGUUCAUUUCAGAAACGAGGAGCAGAAACAAUUUAACAACAUUACAGACGGAACCAUUCUCUCAUCUGCAAGCCCCUGUGUAGUUAUCAGACAUCCUUUCUAUGAUAUGAGGAUCCCACCGCGCUUUCAGUCCACAGGCUGCUACUAUUUAAUCCCAUCAUCGUCACGCACACGUCUGCAGAUCAGAAAGGGUAACAGAAAAGAUCACCACCUGUCGUACAGUGUUAACCCCAAGGUACAAAUACAUUUGCGAUGAAUCUCACUUUCAUGUUUUUGGGGUGUAGAUAAGCAAACUGUGGUGUUUUCGAGGUAGCAUUUUCAUUCUCUUUUCUCCAGCUUAUACCGACACGUCUCCCUUUGUCAGCCUCACAGUCUGUGCUGAUUGAUUUCCCACAGGGAGGGUUUGCCUUUUGGAAAAAAGAAAUGUCAGAUUUUACUCAGAAAGUCAGAAAUCUUUAAAGUUGCAGAAACGAUUCCAAUAUUUUUUCUAAAUAGUUUUCUGAUUCGGUUUACAAAUGUUGGAAAUUAAAUCAGCUGUGAGAACGUUUACGAAAAUAAUCUUGACAACCAGUGAAAAAAAACAACAACUUGAAUCUGCAUUAUAAGUAAUUUUUUACACAGCUGACCCUGCUGCUUCUCAGACGGUAUAUGUCCUCAGUCAUGUAUGCAACAAACAGCAGAUGUAUACACAGAGAUCAGAAUUGACAGAAAGUUACAAUUAUAACAAUUCUAAGUGCUUAUGUAUGAAGAGCCAGUGAGGGAGAAGUGAACAACUGAAUUUCCACCACCGUCACAAUUUAUCUGAGAUUGAUUGAAUGGUGAUGACAACCUUUGACGCAGUGCCACCACGAGUCAGACUUUGAGUAAAUAUGUCUUCAUUUUUUUUUGUUUAUGACAACACGUACAGUUGUCUGUAUUAAGAAGACUAUUUACAAUCCUCAAUAUGUGAUUUGAUUUUGUUUUAUUAAUGAUGGUGAACGCUGAUGUAGUAACUUGGUUGAGGAGCACAGCAGGUUUUGUUGAUGGACAGUGUUGUAUUAGCAGAUCAGUAACUUGCUUAAAACAAAUGUGAAAUGUUUAAGUGGAUCGUUUUUUUUUUUCUUUUUUCUAAUAUCGGGUUAACUAAAUAUCCCAGAGUCAUUUUUAAGAUGUCGUUUUGGGUCUGAUUUGGCAGAAAAAUACUUGACAUCAAUUAGCAAACAAACUACCCACAACACAGUACCAGGACCUGAAGAGUGUGAGCUUCAGAACAGAGUACUGUAUGUUUCACUUGCUUCCAAUCACAGCAUACAGAAUAAAUGUUGUCUAAACAAGUUAUUUUAGAUUGGAAGGGUAUCUUCCAAUGUAUCUUUCAGACUGAUUUAAAUUGUGGUGACCCUAUUUGUGCUUUAUAUGACAUGACAGUACAUCUCGCUGCUCUCAUUUAGCCAUUUCUCCAUCUUUCUCCCUCUGUCUUGAUAAGAACCUCUUGUUUUCUCUCCAUCCUUUACUUGAAGCAUCUCUGGGUUGACUGAAUGAUGUUUGUACUUUGGAAACAGGUGAUGAGAGAUUGUGACCGAAGAAACAUUCUAUUUGUACAAUUAUAGAAAUAUAAUCGGGUGACAUUUCAAAUUAUCACAAUGAUGAAUUUUGAAUUUGUUUAUGAAUAGUUACUACUCCACCAAAUUGCAUGAACAGGAUCUGUAAAAUCAUUCAGACUAUACUGGAAUGAUUUCUCAAAGGUAACUUCUCUCAGUAGGAGACUGAAGACUGGUCCAGUCACUGUUUUGCUCGCUUGUAUUUCCUGGAGCACCUGAUACUGUACAUGCAGGUGAGAGAAAUGAUAUGUUUGUCUCUAUGGCUAGAGAUGAAGUUCAGGAUUGUAAAGAUUAAGUUGUGGAUCGUAUUUAAAACGUCUAUAAAGGAAUUCUGCCCCAGAGUUCCCAAAGAUGUGAUUGAAGAAUUAUCGUUUCCUGGAUUGUGAUAUUUGUAAUAAAUGUAUGUCCAUGUGAUAUUUGUUUUGUCUGACUGAGUGGUGUUUAUUUACAUCUAAAAAAUGUCUCAAGAACAGGUACUAAUCUGAUUAUCACCAAUUUAAGUUUUUUUACAGAAACACUUGGCAUUAACACGUAACUAAACAAAAGGCUUAAACACUAUUAUACUUUUAUUUUCACAGACAUUGAUUCUU
Molecule: messenger RNA, 4881 nt
Organism: Anarrhichthys ocellatus (wolf-eel)
Lineage: Eukaryota; Metazoa; Chordata; Actinopteri; Perciformes; Anarhichadidae
Gene: rspry1
Product: ring finger and SPRY domain containing 1
Exons: 15
Coding region: 612-2390 (592 amino acids)
Cellular component (GO): cytoplasm
Molecular function (GO): protein binding; ubiquitin-protein transferase activity
Source: RefSeq, a predicted model, not a curated record